Messenger RNA from Penicillium odoratum, 2463 nucleotides. Its product is annotated as glycoside hydrolase family 92 protein. Lineage: Eukaryota; Fungi; Ascomycota; Eurotiomycetes; Eurotiales; Aspergillaceae. Gene Ontology annotation, biological process: glycoprotein catabolic process; carbohydrate metabolic process; protein quality control for misfolded or incompletely synthesized proteins. Bases 1 to 2463 code for a protein of 820 amino acids. The transcript has 6 exons. The record is from RefSeq and is a predicted model, not a curated record. Gene Ontology annotation, molecular function: peptide-N4-(N-acetyl-beta-glucosaminyl)asparagine amidase activity; carbohydrate binding. Gene Ontology annotation, cellular component: cytosol; nucleus.
AUGUCGCGUCGCGUACUUGUGUCGCUCCUUUUGACCAGCAGUUGCGCGUUGGUCAACGCUGUGCUUCCAGCUGUACCGGAUAACUACGAUGUCCUCCAAUAUAUUAACCCGAUGAUCGGAACUGCAAAUGGGGGCAAUGUUUUUCCAGGUGCCACGUUGCCAUAUGGCAUGGCCAAGGCCGUCGCCGAUACCAAUUCAGAUGGCAACCAGGGCGGCUUUGCGUAUGAUGGCAGUAAUGUCACUGGCUUCUCAAGCAUGCAUGACUCCGGUACUGGGGGCAGUCCUUCUCUUGGGAACUUCCCAUUGUUUGCGUAUGCGCAGUGCGCUAACGACGAUAUUAAUGGUUGCAUUUUCCCAAAAAAGUCCCGUGCCACUCCUUAUAAGCCAGACUCUGUUGAGUCCAGACCUGGCUAUUUCGCUAUUUCCCUGGCGUCUGGAGUCCAUGUUGACAUGACUGCUGCUCACCAUACAACGCUUUUUCGCUUUAAUUUUACAAAUGCCACCAGUCCGCUGGUCUUCUUAGACCUUUCUGAUCUGUCAGACAGUCGGCAAGACAAUGCAACUAUCGCAGUUGACGAGGACAGUGGGCGUAUGACUGGAAGUGCUAAAUUCUUGCCUAGCUUUGGGAGCGGAUCAUACACUCUUCACUUUUGUGCUGAUUUCAAGAGCUCCGCCAUGUUACGGGAUAGUGGCAUCUUUGUUGAUGCUAGGGCCUCAGCAGAUGUUCGUGACUUGACAAUAUCGCGAAGCAUCAAUGGAUAUCCUCUCCCGGGCGGUGGAUUUGUGCGCUUCAAUUCUCCUUCAGAUGGCACCGUGCAGGCCCGUGUAGCGCUCAGCUUUAUCAGCGCAGACCAGGCCUGCUCAUAUGCUGAAUCCGAGAUAGGCGACUUUGAUUUCGAUUCUACACAAAAAACGGCUGUCGAUAAAUGGACCGAGAAACUUGCCCCCAUUCGGGUUUCAAAGAACGGCGUCAAUUCCUCUGUUCUCACUAACUUCUACAGUGGCAUCUAUCGAACUAUGGUGAAUCCUCAGAACUAUACUGGGGAAAACCCUCUGUGGACCAGCUCAGAGCCAUACUUUGAUUCUUUCUACUGUUUAUGGGAUAGUUUCCGUAGUCAGAUCCCAUUUCUCACACUUACGGACCCUAGUGCGGUUGCUGAGAUGGUUCGCUCUCUAAUUGAUACCCAGCGUCAUCUCGGUUGGCUUCCCGACUGUCGGAUGUCACUUUGCAAGGGAUUCACACAGGGAGGCUCAAAUGCCGACAACAUUCUUGCCGAUGCUUAUGUAAAAGGCAUCACUGACGGCAUUGACUGGGAUCAAGGCUAUGCUGCUGUUCAAAAAGAUGCCGAAGAAGAGCCCUUUGACUGGUCGGUCGAAGGCCGUGGUGGACUUCAAAGCUGGAAAAAGCUGAACUAUAUCCCAGUCGAGGACUUUGACUACGUGGGCUUCGGAACUAUGACUCGAAGUAUCUCGCGGACACUCGAGUACUCGUAUAAUGACUAUGCUAUCGCCCAGAUGGCUCGUGGAAUGAACAAAACGGCCGACGCGGAAAAGUACGAAGCAAACUCAGGAGCAUGGAAAAACUUAUUCAAACAGGAUCAAACCUCAUUCCUCAAGAAGGUUAACACCGGAUUUGUGGGAUUCUUUCAGCCCAAAUAUCUGAAUGGGACCUGGGGAUACCAAGAUCCUCUUAAAUGCUCCAACAUCGAUGAUUCUGGGGCAAGUUGCUCGCUCCAGAACAAUGCCCAGGAGACCUUCGAGUCAUCAAUAUGGGAAUACCAAUUCUUCGUACCCCAUGAUAUGGCUGCGCUGAUUACCCUGCUUGGCGGACCCUCAAGCUUUGUCAAGCGUCUCGACUACUUACAUGACCAAAACAUCACAUACAUUGGCAACGAGCCUGCUUUCCUCACAGUUUUCCAAUAUCAUUACGCGGGUCGUCCCGCAAAAUCUACCGCGCGAGUGCGCACUUACAUUCCAGAUUACUUUUCCCCAACACCCACUGGUUUACCUGGCAACGACGACUCCGGGGCUAUGGGAUCCUUUGUCGCAAUGUCGAUGAUGGGCCUGUUCCCCAACCCAGGACAGAGCGUCUAUCUACUCACAGUCCCGUUCUUCGAGUCUGUGAGCAUCAAAUCGCCACUGACCGGCAAAACUGCUACCUUGCGCACUGUUAACUGGGCUGAUUUCAACUCACUGAAUAGCACCGGUGGAUCAGGUUUCAUUCAGUCCGCUACUCUGAAUGGCAAGCCAUAUACGCGCAACUGGGUUGACCAUGACUUUUUCACAGAAGGUCAGGAUUUGGUGCUCACUUUGGGCUCUAAGGAGAGUGAUUGGGGCACGAAGCCGGAAGAUCUACCGCCUUCUUUGUCAAAUUCUUCGGAUGUACAAGCGCAUGGCCUCAGGACUUAUGAUGACCUUGGGGCUUUGAGCACUGACGCAGAGUAUGCUCGGCAGUUUGAAUGA